AUGUACAACUCGUACAUUUAAAAGCAGUAAUUUCCGAGGGUAGUGUGAACGUAGCACUUCUUUCACCGGUGUACUGUCGUUCGAAAGUCGUCAUUCAUCCAAUUCCUGGCGGAAACAUCAGAAAACCAGAAGCAUCAAUGGACGUCGCUCAUGAAAUCAGUCUGCUGGUGGAGGAGAUUCAGCGGCUUGGCAGUAAAAAUGCCAGUGGGCAGACCAGCGUGAAGUUCGGGGUGUUGUUCAACGACGACCGCUGUGCCAACAUCUUCGAGGCCCUGGUGGGAACCCUGAAGGCCGCCAAGAAGAGGAAAGUGAUCAGCUUCCAGAGCGAGCUGCUUCUGCAGGGCGUCCACGACGACGUGGACAUUGUCCUGCUCCAGGAAUGAGAGCCGGGAUUGGCCCCGCCCCCUUCAGGAGCAGCUGGUCAGACAAAAUCCGUCUUAGAUCUGGAGCUCCUGCGCUUCCCCACCUGCUCUCUAAGUUCAUGGGAGUCUUUCUGAAUGUGCUAAAACAGAGUGGGAUUACAAUGUGAUUGGGUUUUAGUGUAUGAAUAUGAUUUGAUAUUUGUGAGCUCGGCGGUUUUUGGAGCGGUCACACGUGUUUUUGACCUUUUUCUGGAAUGGCUGCCCGCAACAGUUUCUGAACCAGACAGACCAAACCCCCCCCCCAAAGACUUCUACUCUUUCACCUGUAAGUAAUGAGUCAGAAAACCUGUCAUUUGGUGAACUGAGAAGCUAAUUCUCUGUGGAAUUGACCAUAAACGAAGUGCUACCUCACACUCGAACAUGUUUUUUUUUUUGUUUUUAUUUUGCUGUUCAGUGUGCUGCUCUCUAAAAUUCAAACCUUUCAUAACAGAUGGCCAUCCUUUUGACCUACCUGCAGCCUCCUCUUCACUCCACCUGGAUGCGAAGUCUUUAACGUCAUUAAACAUAAACAAACCUCUAAAUUUAGAUGACUUGCUGCCAAAUCCCAGACCAGGGGUGGGCAAACUUUUUGACUCGUGGGCCACAAAGAGUUCUAAAGUUUGACAGAAAGACCGAACCCGGAGCAGAUGCAUGGAGGGAUUUAGUAAUCCACCUCAUCAGAGAAAAAAAUGGUGCCAAUUGCACCAACGGGUUGCUGUCACUCAGCGAAAAAACGCUGCGUUCGUGUGGUGUGGGAAUUAUUGGAAAAAUGCCUCUCUCAUUCGGGAAAACAUCAAAAUCAACAAAUCUCCCAAAACCACGUAAAUGUAGAAUAACUUUCUGUAUCCAAAAGUGCACCAUCUAUAAGGACACACCAGUAUUAGAGGGGAAAAAAAAACAUUUUCAAGGAUUAUCAAUAUACGGUAAGGUUUUCCAAUUUGGUAGGUCAGAUGAUAUCGUUUAAGGGGCCACAUGUGGCCCCCGGGCUGAGUUUGUCCACCCCGGGCCUAUUAGUACCAAUCAUAAAGCUAGUUGAUGUUAGUUUUGAUGCUAAGAAAGGAUUAUGCUCAUUUUAAAUCUUAAAUAUAAUUUAAAAUGUAUUUUUUUUUUCCAUUGGAACUUUUCUGAGAUUUGAACCUCGUUUGUUUCCGCAUCAUGUCAUGCAGUUUAAAUCUUAAGUCAUGUCAAGAGCCAUUAAAUUUACUUCAUCGCUAAGUUGUAAAACUCCAAUAGUAUUUGAAAAUUGCCUUAACUGCAAAUUAGACGUUUCCAUCAUUUGUAGAAAAAGUGACAAUAAGUCUGCUGGACGGUCCAUCGCAGCAUAACAUCAAAAGCAAAACAUCUUCUGAUCCUUUUAGAUUAGCGCUUAGCCAAACGAGUGACGAUGGCGUAUAAAAAGCAACAUUUUUACUGUUUACAUGCGUAAAUAAAAGAUGGGUUUGGGGUUCAGGGUUUGAGCGACGCUGAGUCGGAGCCUUCAUGAAGCCUCCAUUGCAUUUCUACUUGUGCCUUGUUCCUUGCAUGGCUCCUUAAGAAAAGUACUCAAGUAGCAUGCUAGCUGAACCAUUAGCAUGCUAACCUGAGUUCAAAAUGUUAGCAUGUAGUGUUAAACUCCAGUGAAGGUUUGAGGCUAAAUGAUUUAUUUUCAUUCCAGAUUUAAUUUUUUUCACAUUAAGUCCACUUUUGUUUCUAUUUUUUGAUAUGUUCAGUCCAUUUUGGAGUCUUGCAUAUGAUGUUCCACAUUUCAGGGAGCUUUUCUCGCCAGUGUUAAACAUUUUUAACCCAAUCUAUUGCUAUAAAGCAAAACUUUAAAAAAAAAAUAAACGCGUCUUUUUUUUUUUUUUUUUAAGAAUGAAAAUUAAAUCAAAACAGUCUCAAAGCAGUGUCAUGGAUUGAUGUAACACGCUUACAUUUAAGUUGCCGUUUUAUGAAAGUUAAUCGUUGGAAUGUUUUUGGUGGUCGGAUUUUAUAAAGUAUAACUUUAGUAAACUGAUUUAAUAUAAAAAUAAAGGAGUUGGUAAGAAAGGGGAAUGUUACGUCCCAGGACGUUUUGCUUUGUGUGGUUUUCUUUUUGUGUGUCUUGCAAAUGUCAGUGUGCAGGUGCCGGACUGUGAUUGGUGUGGUGCUCCAGCACUGGAAGUGGAUUGGCUGCCAGAAAUCACUCCUGGAAUCACACCUGCUAUAAAAGGAACCAGGAAGAAGACCAAAGGAGGCUCAUUUGACAUUUCCCACCUCUCCCAAAACCAGCUAUAUAGAGUUUAGAGAUGUAGGAGUGGACUGCCAUUUACUUUGACUCAUGUUUUCUCAUGUUUAUGUUAUGUUAGGGAGGUAAGUUGUUGUCUUUUGGUUUAUGUUGUUUUACUAGGUAAGAUUUGGGUUCUUGUUAGGUAGGUCAAUUUUUGUUUGUUAUUUUGGCCUAGGUCCACUCUGAAGUAAAUACUCUAGCUCUCAUGUUUCAAUCAAAAUAAAUCUCUUAACUUGCUUUAAGUGUGCUGGCUUUUGAGACUGGAGGGAGAUGGGGCUUCAUUUUUGUGUUGCGUCCUUUUUGGGCCACUACUUUUUGGGCGUAACAGGAAUAGGAGGCGUUUUUUUUUAAACAUUGGGACGUAUAAUCCUAAACUAUCUUUUUAUUAAGGUGUAAAAACCAUUUGAUCCCUUUAGCUUCAUUUGGACCAAACUGUUGUGCACAAAGUUCUGGUCUCAGGAAUCUCUCAGGCACAAAUUGAUGUAAAACUAGGGGCAGUUUUGGGUAAAAAAGAAACAAUAAGAGAGUGGUAAUUCUUGCAUUUCAGCUAAAUCUAUUCUGCUUUCUACAUCAUUGAAUUGUUUUGCCAAUAUUAUUUUCUGGUGGCGGGAGUGGAAACCUUUUCGACUUGUGCUUACUUGUGUUUUAAGAUGUAAAUUAAAUGAAUUUUUGGUGUCAAAACAAAGCAAAACAACCUGCAGUAGCUGUGUUUCCAUUGAGUAGGAAAUUGUGCAAAUUGGACUUGCGAUAAUAAUUUGGCCACAACAAUUUUGAGGAAAAAAAUGCAUUUAUUGAAAAUAGUUUUUUUGCGUUUGGUGGAGGGGGUUUUGAGGCAUAUCGAAAUGGACAUUAUUGACAAAACGGCAAUGGAAACGCUAUUUCAAAUUAAAUGAGUUGUGACCAACAACAGGGUGGCAAUGUGCUUCUUGCUGCUUGUGGCGCUGCACGGCGGGCGCCACAAGAGGUCCCAUGGCAUCACAGAUCCUCAAAAGUUGAGCGUGUCGUGUGGAAUGGUUGGAUCCAAAGCUCCUUUGUAAAAUCACCAUUUCCCAAAAUCACCUUAUCCUUUGCCGCUCCACGGCCUGAAUAAGACGCCGUCAUCUCCUUUGAUAGAUGAUGAUGAGCGCUAGAGGCGUGGGAGAAAUGUGAAUGUAUCUGCUGUCAAUCAAAGUAUUGUUCACAUCCUUCGGCAUGUUUCUGAAUGACGUAUCGCGAGAGUUGGUUUGUCUUUAUUUGCAUAAUAUACGAUUUAAUGGAAACAGUCUUUUUCGACAUGUUUAGAAUUUUGAUAAAGUAUCAUGGAAACGCAGCUAAUCAGAACUCUCGAAGUUUUUGGUCCACAGGUUUUUUUCUGAUCUCACCAUCAAGUAUUCUGAUCUAGACAAACUCAGUGCUGCUGUGGGACACCAUCAGUGCCAUUCAAUGGCUGUCCCAUUUACUGUUUAAUGAACCGGUCUACUGUAGACCUAAACAGUAAGUUAGUUGAGCGUUUUGGAUGCCAUCAUUGAAACCGUGACUGUAGAGGGGGAAGUGCAUUUUCUGAAGCGCUUGGAGCUGGGGUUUUUAACAUGUCACUACUUGCAGAAAGACUUUUUACUGGAGCUUUCUACGAGUUUGUAAGAAUCUUCCCUGGCUUAAACACUUUAGGAACAAGCACAGAAUGUAUUUUUUGUGCACUUUUUAUCUUUGUGUGAUUGCAGCACAGCUGGUGCCACAUGUGGAGCAGAAUUAGUGAGGAUUCUCAGGACAAAAUUUGCACAACCAAAAAUAUCUUUGAUCUGGGGGAUGUGUGUUCACAGGGAUGGAUGUUAAAUAAAAAAAAUCAAAUGGGAUGUGUGACCAAUUUGUGUAAUUUUUUUCCCCUAAAAAACCUUUUGUAAUUUUUGUGAUUAAGCUAACUGCUUUUUCCAUUCAAAAAGUCUGUGAAAACAUGAUUCAAAAAUUAUUAUUUCAAGUAGAAGAUGAUAAAAGUGCAAACAGUUUGGGUAUUAAAUCAUAUUUUUGAAACUUUUCAGUCAGAUUUGCUUUAUUUUUAGCAGAAACUGAAUCUUACUAGUUUUUGUUUAUUAUAAAACAGAUUAAAAGCAGGAAAAAGUAACUAAAUGUUUGGAUUUAUCAUCUGAAAGACAUUUAACACAUUAUUAAAAAAAAUCAUAUGAAUUGUGAGUUCUGCUUCUUAUGCCGGGAGUUUUUCACGUUUUUUUCUUCCAUUUCAAUGUAAAAAAAACAACUUAAAUUACUAUAUAUGGUACUAAAACCUGUAAGCGUUUUUUUGAACCUCUGCAUAAUGUGUUGAAAGAGUCUGCUCUGUCUGAUGGUUUUAUAAAAAGAAGCAUCAUAACUACUGAAAACACUCCAACCAAUAAAAUCUUUGUGCUUGAGCCUUUUAAAGUGA
This is a messenger RNA of Oryzias latipes (Japanese medaka), 5041 nucleotides long. It is a transcript of the gene abracl, whose product is annotated as ABRA C-terminal like. Gene Ontology annotation, biological process: regulation of actin filament-based process. Lineage: Eukaryota; Metazoa; Chordata; Actinopteri; Beloniformes; Adrianichthyidae. The record is from RefSeq and is a predicted model, not a curated record.